This is a messenger RNA of Fomitiporia mediterranea MF3/22, 3597 nucleotides long. RefSeq lists its product as uncharacterized. The transcript has 15 exons. NCBI's taxonomy places the organism in Eukaryota, Fungi, Basidiomycota, Agaricomycetes, Hymenochaetales, Hymenochaetaceae. Bases 1 to 3597 code for a protein of 1198 amino acids. Gene Ontology annotation, biological process: protein phosphorylation. Gene Ontology annotation, molecular function: ATP binding; protein kinase activity. The record is from RefSeq and is a predicted model, not a curated record.
AUGCCAUCUAUCCACGGCCCUGCUGCUCUCUAUCCUCGCGGUCUUAAUGAACUCAGCGCUCAACUUCUUCCUCGUUUACGUCGUAUCCCCGAAUACAGGUGCUGGCUUCCUUCUGGUUAUGAAAUAGAUACCGCUGUUUGGAACCCGCCGGGGCGGAAGACGGCGCAGACUUCAACAUUAUGGCACUGUCUAGCUCAAGGCGCUCCCCUGAUCAUUCUCCUUGAUCUACUUGGUUCUAAAACUGGCGGAUCAUCUCUUGCAUAUAAAAGCGAAGACAAUAAGGAUUCUCAAGCGGUAGCUGCUGGCUUUGUCGUGGAGUUCCAGCGCCGAGUAGAAAUUCUUGAAGCCCAAGGUCACCUGAGCUAUGGUGAAGUCUUCAGAGUGCAUGAAUUUCUUAGCGGUUCUUGCAGCGAGUUCAUAAAGGUAUUUAGCCACAGAUUGUACGCCGCGGAAACGGCAAAAAUUCAAUCUUCGGCUUUCCAGGUUCUGAGGACUGUGCAAAGAGUACUCGGUUGCCUUGAAGCAACCUAUCCAAAUUUAUAUGACAUUCCCGACUCGCCUGGUCGACAACAAGAGCAUCUUUUCGACGAAUUCAAUGAGCAGCAAAUAAAUUAUUUAGAAGAUCUCAAAGAUAUAAAGGAAUGCGUCGAGACACUUCACGAGUCUGUCCCUGACACAUCGCUUGUCCUUGAAUAUGUAUCAGUCCACGUUGAUCGUAUGAUCUUGUACCAAGAGCACAUUAUUAAUUAUCUUCGAAGUAUCAAUGUUCAUUCAACGGAUUCAAUUCGCUGGAGUCAGCUAUUUGGAAUCAAGGAGCAUAUGUUCAUCCUUGGAUCCGGCGCGUACAGGUCGUACUGCUCGCAGUUCUUCUCAUUGAUGGACUUCACCGACGCAGUUUGCCUCGCAAAUAAAGAUGUCGAAUCUCUAUGUGAAAAAUGCUUCGCGUUAUCUCAGCAGCUAACGUUUCCUGUGGAUCAUGUCUUUUCAUUCAUUGAUACUUGUUCCUCGGCACUGGAGAUAACACAUCCCAUCGAGAAUACUCCGGUAUUUGAUGCAUUAUGUUCUGCGCAUUUGGCUUUGCAGAAUCUCAAGGACGAUAUAUUGGAAAUAAUGCGAAGCAAGCGCACGGCGUACGCAAAACGAUUUAUCCGAAAUAACACACCCUACGCACAUCUAAAUCCGGAUUGUCUAUCGCUUGGUGAACUCGUACUCGACGACAUUUUCCGCACACAAUUCCAAAAUUCUUCCGGUUCCAACAACAGUGCCCACAACGGAGGCGAGUCAGAUAAGUCCCAAACCCAAGAAAAGAAACCCGCCGGUUUCUUUGUCUAUGCCUUCCUUUUUCAGGACGUUCUUCUUCUUGGGAAACCCAUUGUGGAAGAAGGCUCUCCCGCUUUCCUGUCUUCUUGUGAGCUCCGAACUUGUUAUUCCGGUAACCAAUGGGACCUUGGGCCUGCGAUACGGAACGGAAGUCCGUUCGAUGUGUUGUGUGCUAUCUCGCUGGCGGAAAUUGUACACGUGUCUCGGCCGGAUAUUGAUGAUUUCGUGAUUAAUUUGACGUGGACUUCGGGUCAUGAAGGAAGUACGCUUAGUACGAUUGCGUUGACGUUCUAUGAUAGGAAGCAGCUGGAUGUGUGGAUUCGUGCGUUGUCGCAUUUGGUACCAGGUGAUUGUGUAUUAGCGGAUAUCUUCGAAUCCGAGGAGUGCGACGCGAGCACUUUGGACUUAGCUAGUUCGCUGUCCUGGUUGGAUGAGUUAGACUUCAACAGACGUUGCUCAGGCGCGAAAGUGAGACCUUGGAGUCUCAUAGCUCGCAAAGAAAGCGCUCUAUCUUCGUCGCUUUAUCUUUUCACAUGCAACAAAUCAAGCGAGCCGUCGAUAUUCAGUGCACUCUCAAGCUCGCGUUCCCGAAAACGCCGUUUCGAAGUUGCACUCUCCGCCUCGCCAAGAUCAUUGUCGUCGGCCCGCUCGCAGAGGUCCGCGGAGCUACUUGCGGAUCCUAGGAAACUCACAGAAGCAAUUCAGUCUAUUGAUGCCGUUCUUCGAGAGAAUAUUGAUGAACCUCCCGACUUGACCGGACAGAUCAGAAGAAUCGGAAACUAUCCGGCUGCGCAUGGAGGGUUCUCGGAUGUGUGGAAAUGUAAUUGGAUCACAGGUACACAAUGCCACAAGGUGGCAGUGAAAGUCUUACGUGGAAAACUGCUUGACAUAGAGCGCGAAGAUAAGAUGGCGAAGAGACUGCAUCAUGAGAUUAAGGUUUGGAAACAGCUUGAGCACGAGAAUGUCGUUCCUUUGAUGGGAACAUGCUCAGACUUCGGACGUUACAUUUCCUUGGUGUGCCCGUGGUAUGAAAACGGAAGUCUGUUUCAGUACAUGAAGAAGCAGCAAGAUAUACUGAAGCUCGUCGACAGGCUAAAACUUCUGUCCGAAAUCGCCGCAGGCCUAGCAUAUCUUCAUUCUCGUUCUAUUGUGCACGGCGACUUGUCAAGCGCGAACAUUCUAAUUGACGAUGAUGGCCAUGCGCGUCUCGGUGACUUCGGUCUGUCGACACUUGUGGAGGACCUUGUUGAUAGCGGGUACCCGUCCUCGAUGCUGGGAGGAGCGAUCCGUUGGUCCGCGCCGGAACUUUAUUGUGUCUCGUGUUUUGAUUACGAUCAUGCGGACUCGUCCGGACCUAGGGUCUCGGUGUCCAGUGACAUUUAUUCAUACGGCAGCAUUGCUCUAGAGGUUCUGUCAGGGAAGGUACCCUAUUACCAUCUGAAGCACGAUGGCCAAGUUCUCAUCGAGCUGAGCAAAAGAAUGAAGCCACAACGAACGGCUUCGCCUUUCCUUACGAACGACCUUUGGGAGCUUAUUCGAGAAUGCUGGAACGACAAUCCGAGUGCGCGGCCAUCAACAGGCCGCGUUUCGUCGCAGAUCUGCUUGCUCCAUCAGCGAACCCUCGCUAGGCAUUCAAUCCAUGCGGGGCGGUUCUAUGAAUAUCCCCGUUUGCGUAUUUGGGACAUUCAGACUGCUUACGAUCGUCGGCCACCGUCUGAGUUAAGCUUGAUAAGUGCAAGUGGUUCGAUCGGUAUGCGGGCGGGGAAAACGAGCCGAGGAGAAAUUCAUCGCCGAACUGUGGAGAAUAAGACAAACAGGUCAGCGGAUGAUGUGGACGCUGAUAAAUCCAGGGGGAAACCUCGGAGGUGGCCCAGUAUACAAGACACGCAGCUUUCAGUGAGAACGUUUUUGCGAAUAGGAAGGUCAGCUGCACAAAAGAGCACAAGAGAGCUGCUCAUCUCGCGAGUGAUGCGGAGAAUGAGAGGGACUCGGUUGAUACUGCUGCCUUCCAUUGCAGAACAGUUCCAUGUGGGCGCACGUCACAAUUUUCCAUAUUCGGAAGUGAACGUAACGCGUUUAAUAGUCACGGGACUGGCGGCACUGGAUAUUUUAUCAGCUACAAUCAUCCUUCGAAAAAUAUAUUCGGAAUUCAUUCGAAAUGUUGCUCAGCCUCUGACAUACAUAAUGGAGCACUUCCCAGCACUGCUCGGGCUUGUCUCCUACUCUCUUGUCGGAACCUCGCCUGCACUGUUAACGACGACGCCAACGCGCCGUUGA